Didymosphaeria variabile is the source of this 1737-nucleotide messenger RNA. RefSeq lists its product as uncharacterized. Gene Ontology annotation, molecular function: snoRNA binding. Gene Ontology annotation, biological process: rRNA processing. The coding region runs from base 1 to 1737 and encodes 578 amino acids. The record is from RefSeq and is a predicted model, not a curated record. NCBI's taxonomy places the organism in Eukaryota, Fungi, Ascomycota, Dothideomycetes, Pleosporales, Didymosphaeriaceae. The transcript has a single exon.
AUGUUGUCCCACGUGUUCGACACUGCUAAACGUAUAUUGAGUCGCUCGCCGUCAUAUCAGGGAGAGAUCCAAGAAGCCACCAAGAAUAUACCGAGAAGCGCAAGCGCAGCUGCUGAGGACGAAGCCAUGGUUACAACACGACGAGGUACCGGCACUGAAGGGUCAGUUCAGAGCACGCCGGCGAGCUCCACAAGAAGCACGAGAGGGAAGCGGCAUUUGGAAGUUGAGGUGCAGGAGACACCCACCGCGAUUAAGAGGCGAAAGAAGAUUGUGUCCAAGGAAGAGCCCGCUACGCAAGGAAAUGUUGAAGAGGCUCAGAAUACCAUUGAGGCCUCUGUAGCCGAAGAAACGAAGGAUUCGGAUUCCGUCACAAAAUCGAUGCCGCACAGGACGAGGAGCAAGAAAACCCUCGAUCUUGCCGAAGCAAGCACACCCAUCGCACGUCGCGGUAGUCCUAAGAUAGUCAUACCGGAGCCUGCGUCGGAACGAUCUGCUGAUGAAGCAGACGUUUUCUACACGCCAGCGCAACAUUCAUUUGCAACAACUGCAGACGAGGAAGAUAGGGAAGGUUCCAUCACUCCCAAGCCUACUACAAAAGCUAUCAAGGCGACACCUGCAUCUGGUAAAGGAUCUGGCAAGAGGGGAAGACCGAGGAAACAUCCUGAGGCUCCUUCACCAGAAAAGAGUCCUAUCGCAUCGAAAUUGGCGGAAGAGAUACCUUCUUCAACCUGGGAGAGCGAGCAGGCUCCACUCUCUCCAGUAAAGCAGGACGUGGGUUCUGGUCUUUCGAAAGAGAUCACGUGGAAAUCUACAGAGCAAUCUGAAAGCUCAAAGAAGCAGCAGGAACCGGACACUGAUGCUGCUCAAGGUGCUGGCGCAGUGGAACAGCCAUCAAAGGAUCAGGUCCAAGAUCUAGCAUCACUUGGUAUUGCAUUCGAAGACGUGGCGCCAGAUACCGCGAUAGUCCCUCCUCGAAAACAUAAACGCUUCGGCAGUGAGGAGCCUGCCGAGACCACCGUGCAGGUCAAGUCAAAGGAAGCUCCAGCAGCAGCCGAACCAGAGGACGAUGGAAGCGACUCCGAUGAAGCUCCCGAAAUGGUCACCACUUCGGUGGCCGAGUCCAAAGCCAAAGCUGCAGCUGAGGAAACAUCGCGCGCGCGACAAGCGCAACAAGCGAAAGAAGAGAGUCGUCGCCAAGAGCGCGCAGAUCGCAUAGCUCAACAGCAGACCGAGAAACGCGAACGUGAGGAGAAAAAAGCGCGAAAGUUGGCUAAGAGCCAAGCGAAGCUCGCUCGCCGACAGCAACGCGAAGAUUCAUCUCCAGGGAGGGCGCCAAUGGACGUGGACAUGCACAAUCUCCCGGAUCUACUGCCAGAUUCAAUCCUUGAAGCGGCAGGCGAUCGUCGACCCCCUACGCCUCCGCCUGUUCGCGGGGGCAAGACAGAAGAAGAAGUGAGGAAAGAGAAGAUGAACAGGCAUAUCAAGUUCUUGGAGCGUGGCGAGAAGUCUAUCAAGGAUGUGAAGAAAGGAAAGGUCAACGUUUCGGUGUUAGCACAGCGAAAUGCACUACUCGCACCGAAGGUCAAUCGUGACACGAAGAAUAUCAGGGAACACUGGUUGAAGGGGCGUGAGGCCGAUAGGAAGGGUCGCGGAGGUAGAAAGGGGUUCACAUUCAAGAAGAUGGAAAGGAGAGCCGUAGGUGGAGGAGGGUUCUUGAGGGGUGGUGGUGAUGACUAG